AUGGCUGCUGAUCUUUACACGUCCUUGAGUAACGAAUUCAUCGUGCCGACUAAUAAGGAUAUCGGCGCGACGGCGCGCAAAGAUGGAGAAAACCCUUGCACGUACCUGUGUGGGAAUUCCCUUGGGCUGCUUUCGAAAACUUCGUCCACUCUUGUUCAGGAAGAGUUACACGCUUGGGGCACACGUGCCGUCACGGGUCACUUCUCUCAUCCACAAAAUCGCCCUUGGACCAAGUGCUGCGAACCUCUUUACCCGUUACUAGGAGAGUUAGCUGGGGCAAAUGAAAUAGAAGUCGCCUGCAUGGGCACGUUGACCAACAACUUGCACCUCAUGAUGGACUCCUUCUACAAGCCAACUGUCACUCGUUACAAGAUCCUUUGCGAAGCUAAGGCUUUUCCCUCGGAUCAAUAUGCUUUCACAUCCCAGGCUCUGGCUCGUGGCCUCGAUCCAGCCACCGCUAUUAUUGAAAUAUCUCCUCGGGAGGGCGAAUUUACCCUCAGAGAAGAGGACAUCCUUGAGACCAUCGAUAAAGAAGGUGACUCGAUUGCUCUCGUCAUUUUUAGCGGCAUCCAAUACUACACCGGCCAAUGGUUCCCCAUCGAGUCCAUCACCAAGAAGGCCCACGAAAAGGGGUGCAUCUGUGGAUGGGAUCUUGCGCAUGCGGUUGGAAACGUGCCUCUUUCGUUACACGCAUGGAACGUUGACUUUGCGGUCUGGUGCACCUACAAAUACGUCAACUCGGGCCCUGGUGGUAUCGCCGGUUUAUUUAUCCACGAGAAAUGGCACGAAACCGAGAAGCCAAAAUUCGCGGGCUGGUGGGGACAUGAACUCGCCACACGAUUCGAUAUGCCCCCUACCUUCUCACCGAUCAAGGGUGCCCAGGGGUUCCAACAGUCGAACCCUUCUGCGAUUACGGUCGCCUCCCUUUUGGGCUCCUUGAGAGUCUUUAAAGCGGCCGGCAUGAUGAAGAGUGUGAGAGAACGCUCUCUGUUGCUCACAGCUGCGCUGGAGAAAAUGCUCAAGGCGUCAAAAUAUUUUGUGUCUCCCUCGCCUCAGAGGGAGAAGGAAACCAAACCAGGGUUUACGAUCAUAACGCCCUCUGAGCCCUCGCAGCGUGGUGCGCAGCUGUCCUUGCUUUUCUUCCCUCUGGGAUCGGAGACGAUGAGGACGGUGUUCGCCUACCUUUCCGCGAAUGGGGUCAUCGGCGACGAGAGAGAACCUGAUGUGAUCCGUCUCGCGCCCGCACCGUUAUACAACACGUUGAAAGACUGCGAACACGCGGCGGAGAUUCUGGAAAAAGCCCUUGAAUCUGUAGCGUAG
Messenger RNA from Cyclocybe aegerita, 1320 nucleotides. NCBI's taxonomy places the organism in Eukaryota, Fungi, Basidiomycota, Agaricomycetes, Agaricales, Hemipholiotaceae. The record is from the annotation of a GenBank genome assembly.